AUGGUGUGUUUGGGAGUUCACAGUUCGUCAGAAAUGUUGCUCCGGCAAAAAAGGUCCUGGAUCAUAGAAUCGUUUGGUUUUAACGAAGGCUACAGCGGACCUUUUCCAUUUCCUUUGGGCAGAGUAAACAUUGAUGAAACCCAAAGUAUCUUCCAAAUACACGGUCAAGGUGUUGACAAGGAACCUCGAAACAUAAUCGGAUUCAACAGUAGUACAGGAGAUAUUUAUGUCCUGGGCACUGUGGACCGGGAGAAAUAUGACAUUUUGAAGCUGACUUUUCUGGCACAUGAUAAAAAAACAUAUAAAACAGAGUCCCAACUGGCCAUCGACAUUCACAUAUUUGACACAAAUGACAACCCUCCACUAUUUGAACAUCAAAAGUAUAAUAUUACUAUAGAGGAGUCAACAUUACAAGGAACUGACUUGAUUACUGUUAAAGCAACAGAUGGUGACAGCAGUGAAAAGAAUAGGAAAUUUACAUUUAGUAUAGACUCGGUCACGCCUACACCAGAAGACUUGGAAUUCUUCAUUAACAAGGUGCCAUUUUCUGGUUAUGGAAGACUUUCAUUCAAAGGAUGUCUGAACUAUGAGAAAGAUGAGAAAUAUGUUGUUAUUGUGACGGCCACAGACGACGGAAAACCAAAACCACUGUCCAGCUCCUGCACCAUCAUAAUCAACAUAGAGGACGGAAAUAACCAUCUUCCAGAGUUCACAGAACAAACCCCCCCAGAAGAUGUAAAAGAAGGACGGGAAAACGUUUUAGUGUCACGCCUACAAGUUACAGACAAAGACACCAGAGGAACAAGGGCCUGGAAGGCAAAAUAUAAAAUCCUCGGUGACAAAAACAACAAUUUCAGAAUCGCCACCGAUCCAGAGACAAAUGAAGGUCACUUGUAUGUGGAAAAGCAGCUUGACUUUGAAGAUGGUCCUGUGAAGAACAUCACUAUCACAGUAGAAAAUGAGAUCCCUUACUUUACAUGCAAAGUGAAGAAUCGCAACUCUGCUGGUCUUUGGACAAUAGAAACAAGUAAUGAGAUCACUUUUAGCGGCGCUGGGAAAAGAAGUGAAGGGGCUGGCAAAGAAGACACAUCCAGCUAUAAUGUGAUAAUAAAAGUGGAGGACGUCAAUGAGCCUCCUGUCUUUAACCCAUCUAAGAAACGAGUUUCUGUGCCUGAGAAUAACGAGGUGGGACAAUAUUUAGAGACCUUUUCUGCUACAGACCCUGACGUCAGCAGUGCAAAUAAAAUAAAAUACAUAAAAGGAGCGGAUCCAGCUGGUUGUCUUGCAGUGGACCCGGAGACAGGAAACAUAACCACAUCAAAGAUCUUAGAUCGAGAGUCUCCCUUUGUUCAAAAUGGAGUCUAUGUAGCCACAAUUUAUGCAGUUGAAGACGGUGAGCCUCCACUGACAGGCACAGCAACUCUCAGCAUCCAUAUUAAUGAUGUGAAUGACAACGCUCCAUUGCUGACUGUAAACACUAUUGACAUGUGUCAAAGUGAUGAAACCUCACAUGCCAAUAUCACAGCUUUGGACCUGGAUGAAGAACCCUAUUCUGGGCCUUUCAGGUUCAAACUUCUUGAAGAUACUGAGAACAAGUGGAGGGUUGAACCUAACCAAGGGUAUUCAGUCAGCCUAGUGAAAGAAAAUACAGUUUAUUCUGGUCAUCAUGAGCUGCUGAUAGAAGUGUCAGAUCGUCAAGGAAAGACUGCUGUCCACGUACUGUCAGUCACUGUGUGCGACUGCUUGAACGCAACACAACCAAACUGCAGACACCUAAAGGUUUCUGGCUCCACAUAUAAGAAGAUGCUGAUCCCAGUAGAUCCUGGCCUGGGCCCAGUAGAUUCUGGACACUUGAUAAUGAGUAACACAGAAGAACCAGGAAACGACUGCAAAGUAAAUAUUGACUGGAUGAGACGAAGCCAAUAUCGUGCUGAUAUUCUACUGAAAAGGGCACUGGAAAUAAAGCUGGACGUCCUGGAAGAACAAGGUGCAGAACUGGGCGAUUACGAGCCAGUAGUCUACGCUGACGAAGGACACGCAGAUCACAACUAUGAACUUGAGGCCAUUUAUAUUCCUGCUCAUUCCCUUGUCCCAGACUUUAACCUGGAUUCCAAGUUCUUUUCUCUGGUUUCGGUCUGUUGUCCUGCUCAUGCCACUGCCCAGGGAACUAAGAUUUAA
Nematolebias whitei (Rio pearlfish) is the source of this 2178-nucleotide messenger RNA. RefSeq names its product cadherin-like protein 26 (gene cdh26.2). The record is from RefSeq and is a predicted model, not a curated record. The transcript is spliced from 13 exons. Bases 1 to 2178 code for a protein of 725 amino acids. NCBI's taxonomy places the organism in Eukaryota, Metazoa, Chordata, Actinopteri, Cyprinodontiformes, Rivulidae. Gene Ontology annotation, molecular function: calcium ion binding; cadherin binding. Gene Ontology annotation, biological process: calcium-dependent cell-cell adhesion; multicellular organism development; cell-cell junction assembly. Gene Ontology annotation, cellular component: plasma membrane; catenin complex; adherens junction.